AUGGGAAACCAACGCAAAAAGGCACCCAAGCACAAAGAUCCCGUAUUAUUGGGUCUCCCUGAUGGCGCAAUUGAGUCAAGUGACGAUGUGGACGCCUACAUUACCAAGAUCGGUGGUGUACCAGUAUGGCUCGACGCUGAGAAACUACCGUCACCCAAGGUGCUAGAAUGUGGCAAUUGUCGACGGCCAAUGUACUUGAUCUUUCAAGGCUAUGUCCCGUUAGCAGACUCUCCGUAUCACCGCGUGAUUUACGUAUGGGGCUGUAACCAACGAUUAUGCAUGCGUAAGGAAGGAAGUUUCUCGGUGCUUCGAUCACAUCUCGUGGAUCCUGAGUAUUUAGCAGCACAAAAGAAGAAAGAAGAGGAGAAGCGAAAAAAGGAACAAAGGAAAAAGCAACAACAGGCAUCACCCUUUGGCGCACCAGCUGGUUUCCAGUUGGGAGAUUUAUGGGGCGCUUCCUCACCCUCUACGACACCCGUGACCACAUCUUUUGCAUCGGUUGCAUCCAAAGCAUCAGCAUCAGCACAACCACCAUCAUCAUCCAGCAAUAGCUUGGCAGAUGCCAUGUCCAAAAUGAAUCUCGACGAUGAUACAACAACACAACACGUGAUUCCACCUGAAUCGAUUGUUAGUUUCCCAGCCGAGAACUUAUGGAUCACUGAAGAGGAUUUGAACAACAUGGCAUCCUUUGGUAUCGAUAUGUCGAGAUAUCAGGAAUAUGUCGAUAUGCAGAAUGCGCUACUCGAAAGUGCUGCAGCUGAUGAAGAAUGGAGUGGUGAAACGUACGAGAAGCAAACAUUACCCAAAGGUGUCGAUAAGCAAUUUCGGAAGUUCAUGGAGCGUGUUGAAUGCGAGCCGAGUCAAUGCGUACGUUAUGAAUGGGCUGGCGUCCCUUUGCUAUACCAUCAACUACAACAACCCCUGUCGUCACUCGCAGGUCGAUGCACACAUUGCGGUAGUCCACGUGUUUUUGAAAUGCAGCUCAUGCCCAAUGUAUUAUCUGUACUCCCUGUUGCGGAAUAUGCGUCAUCCAAUACAUCAUCGAGUGCUACUGGAGAUGAGCUCAAGGCGUGGGAUGUUGGUAUGGAAUUUGGCACGGUGAUGGUGUUUGUCUGCGAAAAGGAUUGUCAUCCAGGUGAUGUUGAAAGCCCCUCCCAUGUUCGAGAACAUGUUGUUGUACAGUAUGAAAAGGAUUAG
Messenger RNA from Lichtheimia ornata, 1197 nucleotides. RefSeq lists its product as uncharacterized. Gene Ontology annotation, cellular component: cytoplasm. Gene Ontology annotation, biological process: maturation of SSU-rRNA. The transcript has 4 exons. The record is from RefSeq and is a predicted model, not a curated record. NCBI's taxonomy places the organism in Eukaryota, Fungi, Mucoromycota, Mucoromycetes, Mucorales, Lichtheimiaceae. The coding region runs from base 1 to 1197 and encodes 398 amino acids.